This is a messenger RNA of Tarenaya hassleriana, 2906 nucleotides long. RefSeq names its product chloride channel protein CLC-b. Bases 284 to 2620 code for a protein of 778 amino acids. Lineage: Eukaryota; Viridiplantae; Streptophyta; Magnoliopsida; Brassicales; Cleomaceae. Gene Ontology annotation, cellular component: plant-type vacuole membrane; intracellular membrane-bounded organelle. Gene Ontology annotation, biological process: transmembrane transport; chloride transport. Gene Ontology annotation, molecular function: voltage-gated chloride channel activity; nitrate:proton symporter activity. The record is from RefSeq and is a predicted model, not a curated record. The transcript has 7 exons.
GUUGCCCAUAUCAGUACUGUCUACAUACAUACAUAUAUAUAUACAUGUGCAUGCAUGUAUGUAUAUGCGUAUGCGUAUCCAUGUGUACGUAGACAUGUAUAAAGGCCUGUAAAGUGUCUGUUCUGGAAGAAAAGACAAAGCCCGGAGGAAGAAUGAUUGCGUGAGAAGAGCUUUAAAAUCCCAAUAACCAAAAAAAUUGGAGGAAGCCUAAAACUUCGAACAAGAACAAGUUUUUUUUUUUUUUUGUUUCUGUGGAAUUUGAUUCGUAGAUCUUGUGGAGAAGAUGGAUGAAGAAAGGAAUCUGUUUGGGAAUGAAGAAGGGGAAGAAGCAGAACCAGACCCAGAGAACAACACUCUGAACCAGCCUCUCCUAAAGAGGAACAGAACACUUUCUUCAACUCCACUUGCUUUGGUCGGCGCAAAGGUUUCCCACAUAGAGAGCUUGGACUAUGAGAUAAACGAGAACGAUCUGUUCAAGCACGACUGGAGAAGCAGAUCGAAGACACAGGUGCUUCAGUACGUAUUCUCGAAAUGGACAUUGGCCUGUCUGGUCGGCCUCUUGACUGGUCUCAUCGCCACUCUCAUCAAUCUCGCCGUCGAAAACAUCGCCGGUUACAAGCUCCUCGCCGUCGGCCAUUACCUCUCCCAGCAACGAUACAUGACAGGGCUGAUGAUCUUCACGGGGGCGAACUUGGGAUUGACGUUAGUGGCUGGAGUGCUCUGUGUAUGCUUUGCUCCUACAGCUGCAGGGCCUGGCAUUCCUGAAAUCAAAGCUUAUCUCAAUGGCGUCGACACUCCCAACAUGUUCGGUGCCUCCACUUUGAUCGUCAAGAUCAUUGGAAGUAUCGGAGCGGUGGCUGCAGGGCUGGAUCUGGGGAAGGAGGGUCCGCUGGUUCAUAUCGGGAGUUGCAUUGCUUCGCUGUUAGGACAAGGCGGACCGGACAACCACCGGGUCAAGUGGCGGUGGCUACGUUACUUCAACAACGACCGGGACAGAAGGGACCUUAUUACGUGCGGUUCCGCCUCCGGUGUCUGUGCGGCUUUCAGGGCGCCAGUCGGAGGUGUGCUCUUCGCCCUCGAGGAAGUGGCCACGUGGUGGAGGAGCGCUCUGCUCUGGCGGACGUUCUUUAGCACGGCCGUGGUGGUGGUCGUGCUGAGGGCGUUCAUCGAGAUCUGCAAUUCCGGCAAGUGUGGGCUGUUUGGAAGAGGAGGCCUCAUCAUGUUUGAUGUGAGUAAUGUGUCGGUCCGUUACCAUGCCGCGGAUAUUAUCCCCGUCACUUUGAUCGGUGUCCUCGGCGGCCUUCUCGGGAGUCUCUACAACCACCUCCUGCAUAAAGUUCUCCGCCUCUACAAUCUCAUCAACCAGAAGGGUAGGGUUCACAAGGUGCUUCUGGCUCUUUCCGUAUCACUCUUCACCUCGGUUUGCCUGUACGGUCUUCCUUUCCUAGCGAAAUGCAAGGCCUGUGACCCGUCUAUUGCCGAGACCUGCCCGACAAACGGAAGAUCGGGCAACUUCAAACAGUUCAAUUGCCCAGAUGGUUACUACAAUGAUCUAGCCACUCUCCUUCUCACUACCAACGACGAUGCUGUCAGAAACAUCUUCUCUUCCAACACUAUGAAUGAGUUCAACAUGGGUUCUCUCUGGAUAUUCUUCAUCCUCUACUGCAUCUUGGGGCUUUUCACUUUCGGUAUCGCCACCCCGUCCGGUCUCUUCCUCCCCAUCAUCCUCAUGGGCUCAGCCUAUGGCCGAAUGCUUGGCACUGUCAUGGGAUCAUAUACAAGCAUCGACCAAGGGCUUUAUGCUGUCCUUGGUGCAGCUUCUCUCAUGGCCGGUUCGAUGAGAAUGACCGUCUCUCUGUGUGUCAUAUUCCUCGAGCUUACGAACAACCUUCUUUUGCUGCCCAUUACGAUGAUAGUGCUUCUGAUUGCCAAGACUGUGGGAGACAGCUUCAACCCAAGCAUUUACGAAAUCAUAUUGCAUCUAAAGGGCUUACCUUUCUUGGAUGCAAAUCCCGAGCCGUGGAUGAGGAACCUCACUGUUGGCGAGCUUGCGGAUGCUAAGCCCCCGGUCGUAACCCUUCACGGCGUAGAGAAGGUUGCUAAUAUAGUCGAUGUGCUCAAGAACACGACACAUAACGCGUUCCCGGUUCUAGAUGAUGCAGACGUACCUCAGGUGGGUCUAGCCGAUGGUGCUACAGAACUGCACGGGCUGAUCCUGAGAGCACACCUCAUUAAAGUUCUGAAAAAGAGAUGGUUCUUGUCAGAGAAAAGAAGGACCGAAGACUGGGAAGUGAGGGAGAAGUUUACCUGGGUUGAAUUAGCCGAGAGAGAAGACAACUUCGAGGAAGUGGCAGUGACAAGCGCUGAUAUGCAGAUGUAUGUCGAUCUUCAUCCGCUCACCAACACGACUCCAUACACGGUUGUGGAGAGCAUGUCGGUGGCUAAGGCCAUGGUGCUGUUCCGGCAAGUGGGUCUCCGCCACUUGCUCAUUGUCCCCAAGAUCCAAGCCGCAGGGAUGUCUCCGGUGCUCGGGAUCUUAACCAGGCAGGAUCUCAGGGCAUACAACAUUCUACAAGCUUUUCCUCACCUGGAAAAAUCAAAAGGCGGAAAGCUACACUGAGCCGUGACAUACACCGCUGCAGUGGCUUGCAGCAAUGUCGUUUUCGGAGAUAUUUCUUUUCGGUUUUGCAUUCUUUCUUCAUAUUCAACAGGUGGUGAUGAUAAGAUAAGAUAAAAAUAUACCAUAGAUUCGGUUUUCCCCUUGUAAAGCUUGUUCUUUUUCUGUCGUCUUUUCACAAUAAAAACAGAGGACCGUAUCCCCUAUUCAACAGAAAAGGCGCAGGAUAAAAUUGUUCCCUUCAUCCUUUGAAGUCCAGGAGUUACAGGCAUGGGACUCCUUCAUUGGA